AUGAUAGGUAUUAGAAUGCCCAAUCUAACCCGGUUAUUGAACGCGUCGGUGGUUACAGUAAACAAUUUGGCGGACAAAGAGUACGACGAGGACGAGUACGUCCCGUACGCGGAGCGGCCCGAAACGUACAUUGUACCAAUAUUGUUCUUCCUGAUACUGGUGGUUGGCGUAGCCGGGAAUGGAGUUCUCGUCCUCACACUGCUACGACACUCCAACAUGAGGAGCAUACCAAACACCUACAUUCUAUCCCUCGCCCUAGGAGAUUUACUGGUGAUAGUCACUUGCGUCCCCUUCACGUCUAUCCUCUACACCAUCGAGUCUUGGCCGUGGGGCCUCGCUGUCUGCAAGCUGUCUGAGUGGGCUAAGGACAUAUCCAUAGGCGUUUCUGUCUUCACCCUCACUGCUCUGGCGGCCGAAAGGUACUACGCAAUCGUCAACCCGAUUCGUCGGCACGUGGCUGGUCUUUCAACGAAGCCGCUGACUCUACUCACCGUGACCCUCAUAUGGUUGCUGGCAACAGGUCUCGCUAUGCCGGCCGUCUUGUAUUCCCACCUGCCAACAAUGCCCCUCAAGAACAACGAGACAAUAUGCGUCUGCAGCCCAUUCCCUAAGGAAUUUGGAAGAAGCUACGAAAAAGGUAUGGUACUCUUCAAAUUUCUCAUGUACUAUGCAAUACCUCUGUGCAUAAUAUCGGGAUUCUACCUUGGAAUGGCCCGUCAUCUUGAACUGUCCACGAGGAACAUGCCAGGCGAGCAGCAGGCAGCGCCUCAUCAGUGCGAGCAGAUAAAGGCACGAAAAAAGGUCGGAAAAAUGGUGAUAUGUUUUGUAAUAAUUUUCUUCAUUUGCUUUCUCCCGUACCACGUGUUCAUGCUGUGGUUCCAUUUUUAUCCGUUAUCUAAUGAUAAUUACAACGAUUAUUGGCACGCUUUUCGCAUAGUUGGCUUCUGCUUGAGUUUCCUUAAUAGUUGCGUCAAUCCUAUCGCACUCUACUUCGUCAGCGGUACAUUUCGCAAGAGGUUCAACGAGUACCUGUGCUGUUGCUUGCCAAGCGUGCGGCAAGCAACGACCACCCGAGGAAGGUUCCCGAGGACGAGAGGCGAGGCGAGUACGUUCUACGAGACGAGCUUCAACUCGACCUUCCGGAGGCACACCCAAGAGCUCAACUCGACGAUUCUUCUGAGCUAUCCGAGCGAGGCGGGCAAGCCUACCUGA
Copidosoma floridanum is the source of this 1212-nucleotide messenger RNA. RefSeq names its product neuropeptide CCHamide-2 receptor. The record is from RefSeq and is a predicted model, not a curated record. Gene Ontology annotation, cellular component: plasma membrane. Gene Ontology annotation, biological process: G protein-coupled receptor signaling pathway. NCBI's taxonomy places the organism in Eukaryota, Metazoa, Arthropoda, Insecta, Hymenoptera, Encyrtidae. Gene Ontology annotation, molecular function: neuropeptide receptor activity.